UGUAAUCGUUUAUUUAUAUUGCCUACAAAUUUUCGAACCAAUAAAAUUCCUACACUGGGUAGCACUUCUAAAUAUUCACCUUUACUGGAUGUUUGACAGUAUACUGUCAGUUUUGUUCGAAAUCUCUGCUUAGCGGAACGCAUAUGAGAAAACGUCUAGGCUGGAUGGACAAGCAAAAGAAUCACGAUUGGUCAAAAGCGAUUUCCUACGAUAGAAGUUAUAGCGUAAGUUUUGCGUUCCUAGUUGAGAAACAGUACCCUUUUUCUUUCAGUGCACUGAAAGAAAUGGGUACUGUUUCUCAACCAGGCACGUUUCACCUGCGCUAUAAGUUUAUUCAUCGCAGAAAAUCUCUUUUGACCAAUCGUGAUCCUUGUGCUUCUCCGGCUGGCAUGAAUUUUCUUUCUGUAUCGUCUAACCUAGACUUCUCGCAGGUGCAGAGUAGGAAAUUCCCGAGCAUUUGCGCUAUCAUUUGGGCGUGUCGACGAAGAAUAUUUCAGUUUAAAUUGUCCUAGAGUAGACAAUUUCCACCGUUAAACAACGACAAUCGUAGAAACAUCAAAUCAAUGGCCAAGUCUUCAAAUAAUCAGGAGAACUUGUCUCUUGAACUACUUUGUUCUGUUUGCUGGACGUCUCGCUCUGAAGAUAACAGAUGGUAAUCCGAAGGUGAUGCGUGACAUAAAAGAUUCGAUGGUGAAACACUUCCAGUCAGUUUCUCGGUAGUACUCGGACGAAGACGUUCAAUACUGGGCGCAAUGAUGGCGUUAACAAUUUCUACGGUGAUUGUUGGUCUUGUUUGUCCUGUUCUGUUCAUUGGCGUCGCCGAAUCCAGUCGGAUACUUUGCAUCGAUCCCAGUCUCGGAAAAUCACACGCACUUGUUUCACAAACCUUACUGCGAGGGUUAGCCGAACGCGGUCAUGAGAUUACGAUGGUUAGUUCAUUUAAAAUGUCGAAACCGGUGGCAAAUUUCAGAGAAAUAUUGAUCCCUCUGAAAAACGAUUUCACUAGCAAACAGAUGAAAGGUUUUCUCGAAAAACCACCGAACAUGUUGCUAGAAUUUCCUAGUUUUAUUACACGAAUUCUUGUUGUGGUCAACGAAACUGUGAACAAUCCGGAAGUUGUGGCACUGAAAAAGGAAAAAUUCGAUCUCGUCAUCGUAGGAUAUUUUAUAGCGGACUUUGUUCUCGGGUUCGGUCCGCACUUUGGCGCUCCGACGGUAGUCCUCUGGACCGGUGGAUUAUCCAAAAUGAUGGCCGAUUUGGUAGGAAAUCCAAUGGAGAUCGCUGCUAGCCAAAAUCCGUUUCUUGGUCACCAAGAUUCUACGAAGUUUUCGACACGAUUCAAAAAAUUUCUACUUGCCGGCGUGGAAAAUGUGUUGAUAACCUUUGCGAUGCACAACCAAAGAUUCUACUACGAUUGGAAUUUCCCUUCGGAUCGCUAUCCGAGCUACGAAGACGUGAGGAAAAAUGUAUCUCUGCUCUUACUGAAUAGUCAUUUUACGCAUAGCGGACCAAGGCCGUAUCUUCAAAAUGCCGUCGAGGUAGGAGGAUUACAGAUUAAGCAAAAGCCGGAUCCACUACCGAAGGACAUCCAGGAUUGGUUGGACGGUGCAGAGCAUGGGGCUAUUUAUUUUUGCUUGGGAUCCAAUCUCAAAUCGACUGAUCUGCCUGCACACAAAAUGGAGAUUUUUGUCAAAAGUUUGGGCAAACUGAAGCAACGGAUUCUGUGGAAGUGGGAAGCGGGAAGUUUGCCGAACCAACCGACUAAUGUUAUGACGAAAAGUUGGCUUCCACAGGAUGAUGUUUUAGCACAUAAAAAUGUAGUGCUCUUCAUAACUCACGGAGGUCUAGGUGGUAUAGCAGAAGCCCGGUUUCAUGGAGUCCCAAUAUUGGGUAUUCCGAUUUUCGCUGAGCAAUCCGGAAACGUAGCAACCGUGAUCCGAGAAGGAUGGGGACUGGAGGUGAAAUACGAAACGCUUAGUGAGGCGACAUUAAGUAAAUUGGUAAACGAGGUCCUGACCAAUUCGUCGUAUCGUCAGAAAGCUAAAGAAAUUUCCACCCUUUAUCGGGAUCGACCUAAGACUGCAAUGGAAACGGCUUGCUAUUGGGUCGAGUACGUGAUUCGCCACAAGGGAGCUCCCCACAUGCACUACCAGGGAGCGGAUCUUAACUUUUUCCAGUUGUAUAUGUUGGAUGUCAUAGCCGUGAUUUUAUGUGUUUUUUAUUUAGCAAUUAAAAUUUUUAAGAUAGUUUACGCCGGAAUCGUGAAACUAGUUGGUAAAAAGCAGACAAAACGAAAACUUCACUAGAUUUUAAUCGGUAUGUUGAUUACGAACAGUAUUUGUAAAAUGGUCUCGUGUUCAGCUAAAAAAGCAUCAGUCUAGAACAUUCCAACAAAUAGUUAUAGUUUUACGGUAAUAUUCAGUAAUAAGCUGUACCUUUUUUAUCAGUUCCCAACAACAAACUGGAUGGAGUAAUUCUCGUCUGCAAUUUUUCAGAAAUUUGUUACCAGUUUUUUUUUUCACAGAAUGUGUUCGGUUGCGAUCUGAUGAAAAUUUACCUAUUAAGUUCAUGUCGAUCUUGAGUCGACCGAAUAGGAAAAAGUUGCAUGGAGUCCAAUCAGGUGAAUUCGGUGGUUGCUGAAUGUUAUUCAUUUCGUUUUUAGCCAAAUGUUAACGGAUAACGGUGGCAUUCUUUUUCGACAGAAAACGACUCACAGACUCACGGCCACUUCUGGAAUAUUCGUGCCACUGAUAAACGACUGUUUUCUACAGAGUAUCGUUGCCCAAACACUCUUCUAACAUUUGCAAUUUCGUCGCACUAUUGAAACCGUUUUUAACACAAUCACACACGCACAAUCGCAGAUGUACUCAAUGCAGCGUAACUUUUACAAACGUCCAGGUAUCGAGCUGGAAAUUUGAUAGAAUAUCAAUGACAGAUGUGUCAACUUAAAAAAAUCCAAUCGAAUGACUGAGAGCAUCACACGGUGGUGAUUCCGGGAACUUUUUGAUCAACGUAGUAUACCUUCUGAUCAAAAUUCACCCGAACUGGUCUAUUUAAACCGCGCGCGUGAAACCGAUCGGAUUGUUUUUUUAGGUUGGUACAAACUUUUUCGAUAUUCCUGUUAAGUUUGAGCGGGAUAUGUCAAUUAGUGUGUGUUUGGCAGCUGUUUGUUUACGACACGAAAAAUUGGUCUGGCUAUUUUUACUAUGGAAAAAUAUUGAACAACGAGUUUGCUUGAAACUUUGUAUUUCAAAUGAAAUUUCGGCUACGGAAUGAUUGAAAAUAUUGCAGAAGUGUUUUGGGGAGUCUACUCUAUUGAGAACGCAAGUAUUUGAGUGGCAUUAAAGCCAGAGAUGUCCAUCUCCUCUGUGUGACGAAGAGCAAGCAAAAUUUCUCUCCACGCACUGACAACUUCAACGAGAGCUCUUCUCUUUCACAUAUAUACACCAUUGUUGUAUAAAGUGUACCUCUUCCACUGAUUCGCACCAAAGUACUAGAGCAUUAAAUUCUCUGAGGUGGAUGCAGAUACUUUCACAAAGGUGUACACGCCGGUGAGCACUCUGGUGUAUGGUUUGCGUAGAAGAAGCGUGGGGCAAGCAAAAUCAGCAAAAUAAAACAAUUUAUCGUUAAAUUUUCAGUUUUCAUUGCAAAUUUUUCAUAGCAAGACCAGAUCUGCUCUCUAUUAAUUAAAGUUCACAGAAGUGUUCGCUCACCAUCACGCGCCAGUGAUCACUUGGGUGUAUUUAGGCGAGAGCACGUGAGAGUUAUUCGUGCGAAGAGAAUGCUAUUCUCUCGCACCAGCUUCUUUCAACACAAGCACGCACUCAAAGACUGUCUGUCUGGACACUGAAAAGAAGUGCGCUUUCCUCUUUGUGUGAAGCGGGACAAAUGUAUCCGCUGUGUUCAAUUGAAACCAACGCCCUGGUGUAUCACUCUAGUGAAAUGCCAUCUCUGAUUAAAGCAUUCAGUGAGGGUCGCGAGAUCGUAGAAAAAAAAACGUCAAAUUCGGUCAAAAAUCAAGAUGAUGCUCAUCGUACAAUUGUUUCCUGCCUAAAUAUAUCGGACUCACAUUUUUGCAUUUUGUCGUUAAGGUGAUCAUUUUUUUUGUUCAUUUCAAAUUCAUUCUAAAAAAAAGUUGUUCGCAUCUAAAGUUAAAACAGAGUUUUCACGUCCUUUGACUUUAAUUCAUACGGUACCCAAUUGCCUACCUCAGAGCCGUAAUGAGUAUUUCUGGCGCCCGAGGCGAACUCAAAAAUAAAAGACGAAAAUGGCGUUUUUUACGGUUUUAUGCCUUUUUCAGUGAUGGUAUUAUAUUUUCAACAAACACUUUACCCUAUAUUUUCGGAUCUGGAUGGAAUUCAGGAAUUCGUCUAAUUUGAAUCAAAGUUUGUGAAAAUCGGUUCAGCCAUCUCCGAAAAAAGUUAGUGCACUUAUUUUUGCACAUUUCACCCCAUAAUUCCGGAACCGGAAGUCGGUUCAAAAGUCGGUUUUCACAGUGAUUGCAUAACCUUUCUACAUGAGAAAGGCAAAAAAGAGUUGAUUAUAGCUGUCAUGAAACUGUAGGAGUGGGUGCAUGAAAUUUUCGAAAUCGAAGAUUUUUUUUCGAUGCCAAAUAUCUUAGAGUUUAAAUAAAUCCAAAAUAAAAAAAAAAUUUCUUAUUCGAGAUCUAAAAUUUCAAAAAAAAAAUUCACUUGACUGUAAAACUUAGAAAAUUUUGAGAUUCCCGAAAUCGAAAAAUAUACAUUGAUGUCAAAUGUAAUAGAAAUGCAUGAAACAUCGAGAUCUAGUGUCAUCACGAGAAUAAUUAAAACUAAUUGACAAUGGGGCUUGGAAAAUUUUCGAGAUUUCCAAAAUCGAAAUAUUUUUCUAUGGCAAAUGUUUUAGAAUUGCAUGAGAUCUGGUGUCAUCUAAGAAAAAAAAAUUGAAAAAGGUUUUUUUUCCUCGGCAUCUUACUACUUAAGCAAUGUGCCUUUAAACUUAUAAUAUGGAAUAAAAAAAUUGUUUUGAUGCCAAAUGUCUCAGAAUGACCAAGAUCCGGUGUUCAAGGAUGGCUUUUCUUGUAUCGAAGAACGCAGCUCUUCACACGAUUCAAUCAGUGCCAUCAAAGAAAGACGAAUAUCAUCGCAGCAACAAAAAACCGACAUGGUUCAUUUAACAUCGAAUGGACACCAGUGCGAGAACGAAUUUCUCUCGAUGGCCUGUCUGAGCAUCACGGGCUAGCACGCUACUGUGGCGCUCUCUCUGAAGCAACAAAUGGUCGCUUAUUCUCGUUUCGAUCAGAUGCUGUAUGGGCAGUUGAUAAUUUCGAUAGAACCGUUUUACUUCGUAUAAGUUGUGUCUAUGAAAAUGUAUGUGAAUGCUCCACACGAGGAUUCUGAAAUAUUGCAACCUAGUAUGAGAAUCAUCGAGUCGAAUCAUCGAUUCGAUUUUCUGCGAUAAAUGUCAACUUGCGAUUCUCUCUUGGUAAAUUUCACGCAGCACCGAUCAUUACCAGACUGUGUAUAAGGGAAGUGAAAUACUCAGAGUAUGAAGUGGAGCGAAGAAAUGUAGAAAAAUUCUCUCACGGUUCAUGCAUUGAGAGACACGAGUUCUUGUAGCAUCUUCUACCGGAUUGAAAAUGUUGUAUACAAUAUAGAAAACUAUCGAACAGCUUCUGUCAAAUUAUCGGCAAUCACCAACACUGCCGGUGUUAUCUCGACAUUUAAGGUGAAAUGUAGCGUCAUAUAAUACGCGCAAAAUUUUAUCCGCUUCAGUUAAACGAACCGUCGCACAAAGCAUACCAAGAAAAACGGACACAUCGAAACAAGAACUUUUUUCAAUGAUUGAGCGCAGUGGGUUUACCUCUCGUUACAUUGGCUUGUAAAAAAGACUGGACGAAAUGGAUUUUUGAAUCCUUCACACUUUGAACAUAUGCUAAUUCAAUCGUUAUUGUUAGUGAUCACUCUUACACUAGAGCUAUAAAUCAUGAGUAAUUAUGAAUGACUAACAUGAGGCUAUAUGUAUAUGUAUUGACUAACUUGCUAACCAUGUAUAUGCCUGAGUUUUGUAGCAAGCAUGGAUUCACCUUCAAAAGAACGAUUGAAGACGAGAUAACAUUCAAGUAUUUUCGAUAUCUUUGCCAGUCGUUCAUCAGGCCCUUCCCGCCGAUGAGAUAGAAUUUACGUAGAAGUAUUUACUUGACUCGCAUGAUAGAGCGCGGUCGAAUUUACUUAUCGAAUACAUUCAAUGCCAAUAUAUUCCAUUCUAAUUAACUUUUAUUAUCAUCUUCGAAUAAGUAGAAAGUAUUAUUUCUGUUGUGUCAAUAGAAUCGUAGCACUAGCCAUGUAAUCGAAGCUAUGCUAUGAGUCGGCUGCGAAGUCUGCUGAAACAGAAAGGCCAAAUUUCUCAAAAGGAAUGUAAUUCGAAGCCUUCCAUACCCAGACAUUUUCCUGGUGAGGAUUCAGUAUUCUCCCAAUACGGUACAAUCUAAAAUAAUACCUGUUAUACGAUAUUACACAGCCAAGCUUUAUUGCUUCAGCAACAUCAAUGCAUUGAACUCAACAGAAUUGGACAUUAUUAGCGAUAUAAAUGACAGUUACUUAGAAAAUAAACGAUUUCUUACAAUGCCCAUUUUAUAGUAUUCAACUCGUUUUCAUUUUAACACAAAAUCCAAUGCUGUAUAAAUUCGCGUCAUUAUUUUAUAUGUAAUUUUUGCUCACGAUAUAAUGCCACCGAGUCCACCCGUGCAUUUCUCACACCACCAACUAUCUCAAAUAUAUUGUUUUAUCUAUUGGAAUCGAUGCGAUCUGACCACAUUUAAAGAGUAGUCCUAUGUCAAAACGUGCAAUAUCAGUGCAGUGAAUAGUAGUACAGAUAUCUACACACUUGCACAUUUGAAUAAAUUCGGAUCUCCCAUUAGCCAAUUUUCGGUAAUGGUAAUCCGUUUCAGGGAGAAAGGGCUUUCAGAAAAUCUUAUUUUUGCCCUUUAAUCUUGCGUCUGUUGUUCAUGAAAAAUAAUUGUUAAGGGGCGGGUAGGGUCUAACAUUUUUGAAAAAAAAACCUUUAUUAUUUUCUUUACAUUUUCUUUUUUUUUUGUUUCGAUUAUAGAAGUUUUAACCUUAAGGUCAUUCGCCUCUUCGGGCCAGAAGAACUUUCUGACUUUAUGUGCGGGGUUGGGAA
Malaya genurostris is the source of this 7158-nucleotide messenger RNA. Its product is annotated as UDP-glycosyltransferase UGT5-like. Gene Ontology annotation, molecular function: UDP-glycosyltransferase activity. Bases 753 to 2306 code for a protein of 517 amino acids. The record is from RefSeq and is a predicted model, not a curated record. Lineage: Eukaryota; Metazoa; Arthropoda; Insecta; Diptera; Culicidae. The transcript has 2 exons.